CACCCACCCAAACCUUCGCACCACUGCCGCACGACGCCCCUCCGCUCUCACCUCCGCCGUCGCAAUGGCGAUUCGCCGGCAGCGCCGCCCCUUCCCGCUACUCCCCCUCCUCAUCUCCCUCCUCGCGGCCGCCGCCUAUGGCCGCCUCAUCUCCGACGGUUCGCCCGCCUCCACGGCCUCCUCCUCCAUCCUCAUCGCCUCCCCCGUGUCGUCCUCCGACGUGAUCCGCCUCAACACCUCCUCGCCGGCCGCCGCUGAGGCCGAGCAGUGCGAGCAGUCGUACGGCUUCCUCCCCUGCACCACCACCGUGUUCGGUAACCUCUUCCUAGUGCUCACCUACGGGUUCCUGAUGUUCAAGGCGGCCACGUUCCUGUCGGCGGGCAGUGAACUGUUGCUCGAGAUCAUGGGCCCCGGCCUUGUCGGCGGCCUCCUCCUCCCCAUUCUCGGCGCUCUCCCCGACGCUCUUCUCGUGCUCGUAUCUGGUCUCUCCGGAACUAAAGAGACUGCACAAAGUCAGGUCCUCAUAGGAAUGGGGCUGCUUGCUGGUUCGACUGUCUUUCUUCUUACCCUGCUUUGGGGAACUUGUGUUGUUGUUGGCAAAUGCGAUGUUGGGCCAAAUAAUGUUGCUAUUGAUUCAACCGACACUAAGGGCUUCAGCUUGACUGGUGCUGGCAUUUCGACUGAUGUGCAGACCAGCUACGCAGCACGAAUCAUGGCCAUAUCUGUUAUUCCCUUUGUCAUUGCUCAGUUCCCAAAAAUGUUGAAGACUCACCAUGGGGAGCGCCUAGCCAUCUUGCUGGCCCUGAUUGCAUCGUUCUCACUAGUACUCGCCUACUGCCUGUAUCAGGUUUUCCAGCCUUGGAUUCAGAAGAGGAAGCUUGCAUACGCAAAGCACAAGCAUGUGAUCUCUGGGAUCCUAAAGCAUGCCCAAAUGCAAGCACUGGGCAGGCUGCUUAACGAUGACGGCACACCUAAUGAAAACGUUAUAAGAAAGUUGUUCUACAAGAUUGACAUGGAUGAGAGCCAUAACCUGUCACGAUCUGAGCUACAUGCGCUUAUUAUUGGGAUCAAUUUUGAGGAGAUUGACUUUGACAAGGAUGACGCAGUCGACAAGAUCAUGGAUGACUUUGAUACUUCAGGCAAUGACACGGUUGAGGAGGCUGAGUUUAUCGCGGGAAUGAAGAAAUGGCUUAACGAGGCCAAGCGCAAUGUACCUGCUAGUGGUGCCUUCUCCAAUAAGUUUGUCAAUGACUACCAUGCUAGAACAAGGGAAGAGCAUGACCAGUUGGUGGACAGAUCAGACGAGGCAGUGGAGAGUGUUGAGAACCCUGGUUGGUGCAUUGCCAAAGCUGUGGGGUUCCUGCUUCUCGGUGGUGUCAUCUGUGCUGCUUUUGCAGACCCACUCGUUGAUGCUGUCCACAACUUCUCUAACGCUACGCACAUCCCGUCUUUCUUUAUCUCAUUUAUCGCCCUCCCACUGGCAACGAAUUCCAGUGAGGCCGUCUCCGCCAUCAUCUUCGCCAGCAGGAAGAAACAAAGGACCUGCUCCCUCACUUUUUCAGAGGUAUACGGAGGUGUGACCAUGAACAACACACUAUGCUUGGGUGUGUUCUUGGCGCUCAUCUACUUCAGGAACCUGACAUGGGACUUCUCGUCGGAGGUACUCAUUAUUUUGCUCGUUUGUGUCAUCAUGGGCCUCUUCACGAGCUUCCGGACCAAUUUCCCGCUCUGGACUUGCCUAGUGGCAUACCUGCUGUACCCUCUGUCACUCGCUGUCGUCUACGUCCUCGACUACGUCUUCGGUUGGUCAUAGGUUCAUGCUUCCGGACUCCCGAUUUUGGUGGUCACUCGUGUUUGAGUUCAAUCUUCUCGUAAUUUUUGACUGCUUUGUAAUUUAUCUGUCUAGACAUUGAGAUGUUUAUGUUUGUGUAGCCACGGUGUGCAUUGUGUAUCUUUGACUCUUUGUAUCUAUUUCAAGGUCGCACAUGGGUGUAGCAGUUAUCUUUGUUAUGUUUUCAUACGGAUGAUGUUCAGCAGAAAUGAACAUAAUACGGAGACAACUGAGCUUAACAUAUUUAUCGUUUUGUUAA
Messenger RNA from Brachypodium distachyon (stiff brome), 2090 nucleotides. RefSeq names its product sodium/calcium exchanger NCL1. Gene Ontology annotation, cellular component: membrane. The record is from RefSeq and is a predicted model, not a curated record. Lineage: Eukaryota; Viridiplantae; Streptophyta; Magnoliopsida; Poales; Poaceae. Gene Ontology annotation, molecular function: calcium ion binding; calcium:proton antiporter activity. The transcript is spliced from 7 exons. Gene Ontology annotation, biological process: intracellular calcium ion homeostasis; calcium ion transmembrane transport. Bases 65 to 1813 code for a protein of 582 amino acids.